AUGCCUGCCACAAAAGAAGGUCGCGUCACCAAAUCCAAGCGAGCUCAACGGUCCUCGGGAUCUCCCGCGAGACGCGUCUCGAGUGUCGCCAAAAGCCUACCACUGGUAGAGCGAACGAAUGCGCUCGCGAUCGGAGACUUUAUCUCUCAAUAUGUGCCCUCGCUAGACGUGAUGCGUCUUCAAGGCAAGGGGGCGGACCAUGCCGAGUCGACCGCGGACAAAGACUCAAGGGAGCGUGAGAACAACAUUCAGCUUGACGUAUACUCGACCGCGACACUCUCUGGCGAGGAUCUAGAAGCAUGCCUCGAUCUCGUCGAACUCACCUCCCGCGAAGAUUACUCGACCUCGAGUGCUGGCUGGUCUCGCUCGAAAAAGCGCAAGGAGAUGAAAUUGCCCGAAAUGAAGUAUCUGAUUCUUCGCAAUACCACUGAAAAGGCAGAGUUGUCGGGCCAGAGACAAUGUGAGCCUCCGGGUGAAAACAAACUUGAGAACGAGGAAGACACAAAAUCGAAGAUUCUUGGGUUCCUGUCAUGCAUGGUAACGUACGAGGACGGCAGAGAAGUGAUGUACUGCUACGAGAUUCACCUAUCCCAUGAAGCCCGCGGUCGGGGAUUGGGGGGCAUGUUGAUGAUACAGAUGGAGGAGAUUGGGAGACGAAUUGGCUUAGAAAAGUGCAUGUUGACUGUGUUCCGGUCGAAUACAAGAGCACGGGAAUUUUAUGAAAAGGGCGGGUACCAGGUGGAUGAGUACUCUCCCCAACCUCGAAGGUUGCGAAAUGGGACGAUUAAAGAGGCCGAUUAUCUCAUCUUAUCCAAACGAUUACUGCCGUGA
Penicillium diatomitis is the source of this 831-nucleotide messenger RNA. Its product is annotated as N-terminal L-serine N(alpha)-acetyltransferase NAT4. The coding region runs from base 1 to 831 and encodes 276 amino acids. The transcript is spliced from 2 exons. Gene Ontology annotation, cellular component: nucleus. The record is from RefSeq and is a predicted model, not a curated record. Gene Ontology annotation, molecular function: histone H4 acetyltransferase activity; protein N-terminal-serine acetyltransferase activity; histone H2A acetyltransferase activity. NCBI's taxonomy places the organism in Eukaryota, Fungi, Ascomycota, Eurotiomycetes, Eurotiales, Aspergillaceae.